Penicillium samsonianum is the source of this 327-nucleotide messenger RNA. RefSeq lists its product as uncharacterized. Bases 1 to 327 code for a protein of 108 amino acids. The record is from RefSeq and is a predicted model, not a curated record. Gene Ontology annotation, molecular function: protein binding. NCBI's taxonomy places the organism in Eukaryota, Fungi, Ascomycota, Eurotiomycetes, Eurotiales, Aspergillaceae. The transcript has a single exon.
AUGGAGACGGGAACUGAACAUGAUGUCCUCAUUUCGAAGGUGAAAGAGUUCAUCUUCUCAGAGGAUGACGAAACAUCGUUAGCAUUCGAAGUCUGGCUAGAAACAGUGCAGCUCGCCUCAACUUUGUUACCAAACCACCACAGACUAAAGAAAGUGCUGAACGCUCUUAUGAGCGACAGUAUGACUCCACUAUUAAUUGCGUGUAUAUAUGGUCUAGAGGAUGUUUUGCCUCUCCUCGUGGAGAAGGAAGACUUUGAUGCUGACGUGAGAAACCUGCUUGGUCAUACUGCAUUAUAUCUUGCCGCAUCUUCGGGCGGGUCGUGUUGA